AUGACAAUCGGCGCACACAAGAUAAAACGGAACUGCGGGGACGGUCGCCGUUUUGACCGCGAAUAUCAAUCGGCGGCUGUUGGUCAGCAAGUAGUUGAGCCGAUGACCGAUGGAUAUAACCGCGAAUUUGUCAUGGGUUCAGAGCAGCGGCAGACACUCCUCUGUCUUUUGAAAACCGGACCGGAGCGAGGCUGCCCGCGUCAACAAAAUAAGAUGGAGGAGAAUCCCAGAUCUCUUAACCUUGACAAAUACAGAAUUUCAUUUAAAUCAUACACUUCGGAAUAUCAGAACCAGCCCUCGGGUUCAACUUCAAUUGGAGCCAUUGCUUCAUCUACAGUUGGACUGUCAGAGAAUCUCUAG
This is a messenger RNA of Knipowitschia caucasica, 360 nucleotides long. The record is from the annotation of a GenBank genome assembly. Lineage: Eukaryota; Metazoa; Chordata; Actinopteri; Gobiiformes; Gobiidae.